Molecule: messenger RNA, 1230 nt
Organism: Arachis stenosperma
Lineage: Eukaryota; Viridiplantae; Streptophyta; Magnoliopsida; Fabales; Fabaceae
Exons: 1
Coding region: 52-1044 (330 amino acids)
Source: RefSeq, a predicted model, not a curated record
CCCUUCGCGAUCCCAAAGCAAGAAAGAAGCAAGCAGACGGCAGCAGCAGCCAUGGGUACCCUGAGCCUCUGGGCGGUGCUAUGCGAAUCCAAGAGAAUCAUAAACGCCCACUCUCGCCACUUUUUAGCCCUCUCCGUCAUCUUCCUCCUCCCUCUCUCUUUCUCUCUCAUCGUCUCCCCCACCCUCCUCCUUCUCUUUGACCCCUCCCCGGCCAAAUCCACCUCCUCCCGCCUCCACGUCCUCCUCCGCCUCACCACCACCACCUCCCACCACACCCACCACCAACCCCAUCCCCAACUCACCCUCACCUCCCUCCUCUUCCCCCUCUGCUUCUCCAUCUUCCUCUUCCUCACCUCCAUCGGCGCACUCUCCUCCAUAACCCACAGCGUCCUCCACGGCUUCUUCGGCCGCCCCGUCAAGCUCCACUCCGCCCUCCUUUCCAUCCUCUCCUCCUUCCUCCCUCUCCUGUCCACCCACUUCUUCUCCCAUCUCCUCCUCCUCCUCCCCCUACUUCCUCUUCUCUUCAUCCCACCCCCUUCUUCUUCCUCUCCUCUCAUCCAAACCAUCCUCUACUUCUUCCUUCUCAUUCUCCUCACCAUCCUCCUCGUCAACCUCCGCAUCUCAUGGACCCUCGCCCCCGUCAUCGCCGUCGCCGAAUCCUCUUACGCCCUCCGCCCCCUCCGCCGUAGCGCCGCCCUCGUCAGAACCAUGAAACCCCUCGCCGCCUCCACCAUCCUCUUCUUCGGCCUCCUCGAGGGACUCUUGCUAUGGAGCAGCUCCGUGCUCAUCACCACCGGCGGCGUUGGCGCCUGGUGGAAGGACUGGGCCGUUGUGUUACAGAUCGUGCUGACGUCAACGACUCUGAUGGUGCUGAUGCUUUACCACACGGCCGCAGACACCGUGCUGUACAUGUACUGCAAGGCGGUGCACGGCGAGCUGGCGGUGGAGAUCGCGGAGGAGUUCGCCAGGGAGUAUGUUAGCCUCCCUUUCGAUGAAGAGAAAGUACCUCAUGUCGUCUCUGUUGUUCCUCGUGUUUCAGUUUAAAUCACGUUUUGGUUUCGAUGGCAACGAGGUUAGUUUGUAACAUAACAACGCUAUCAUCAUCACUAUCUCUAUGAUCAUGAUCUAGGGUUGUAUUAAUACUUACUAGCAAUGACUUGCUUAAAUGCUUAUUAUGAAAUGUUAUAGACUUUUGUGUAUACUGUAAAUUAUUGAAUGAUUUCAUAUUUA